Molecule: messenger RNA, 1053 nt
Organism: Lactuca sativa (garden lettuce)
Lineage: Eukaryota; Viridiplantae; Streptophyta; Magnoliopsida; Asterales; Asteraceae
Product: protein S40-5
Source: RefSeq, a predicted model, not a curated record
GACUCUGUAUGAUAAUAAUUCCACCGAUUAUGGAGAGAGAUAUACUAUAGUAGGUAUCCACCAUAAUCUCCUGAAUUAGGUCGCCGGAAAUUUAAAAAAUCCGGUGAUCGUACCUGGGUGUCUUGUUAUGUUCCAUGGCUAAAGGUCGGAAACUGACUACCAGUCGGAGUGAGCUCUUGUUGGGGAACUACGGGUAUGGGGGGAACACCAUUCAAACAGGCGGAGAUGACAGCGAGGAGCUUCGAGAAGAUGAUGUCUGGUCCAUGGUUGAUGGUAUGGUUAACCGCAGCGAUCAUGACUGGAACUCACGCGCCACCAUGGAGAGUAACACAAGGAGCCGUCACCGCAACCCUGUCCCAAGAGGUGAUAGCUCUGUCGGAGGUUUAUCAUCGGCGUUUGAGGAUGCAACAGGGAAGGUGAUGUCAUCGCCCAGAAUUGUUCACCAGUUUCCCAACGGAGACAGCUUCCCAUCUCCACGUGGACGCCAUGUGGCCACCUCAGCACCUGUGAAUGUGCCUGACUGGUCAAAGAUCUACCGAGUCGACUCGGUUGAGUCGAUGCAUGACUCGGAUGAUAUAACCGAUGAUCCAGAUUCAGAUAUGGUCCCACCUCACGAGUAUCUAGCACGAGCUUAUGAACGUAGCCAUAACUCGGCUGCUAAUUCUGUUUUUGUGGGUGUCGGCCGAACUCUAAAGGGCAGAGACCUGAGCCGAGUUCGGGAUGCAGUUUGGAGCCGGACUGGAUUUAACGGUUAGGCACGAAAAAAUGGAAUGCAUAUCAAAAUAUUGUCUUGAUCAUGUUAUUUGGAUUCUUAAAUCAAGUUAGUUGUCCAAAUUAGUAAAAGAUCCAAUUUUAUUUAGGACAUGUGUGAUUUUAUUGGUUUUAUUUUUCUUGGGCAAUGACACCAGUCAUGUUGAACUCAAACUCAGUGAGUCAACUCAGUAGGGAUCGAGCCUAAGCAUGAAUCCCAUUAGGACACUGCUUGAUGUAUCUAUAUCAUUUUGUUUAUUUCUUUUGAUUAUUUUGGUUAAUUAAAUUCCAAAAGAUUAUUCA